Molecule: messenger RNA, 2776 nt
Organism: Pungitius pungitius (ninespine stickleback)
Lineage: Eukaryota; Metazoa; Chordata; Actinopteri; Perciformes; Gasterosteidae
Product: circularly permutated Ras protein 1-like
Exons: 21
Coding region: 366-2495 (709 amino acids)
Biological process (GO): COPII-coated vesicle cargo loading
Cellular component (GO): COPII vesicle coat; endoplasmic reticulum exit site
Molecular function (GO): zinc ion binding; SNARE binding
Source: RefSeq, a predicted model, not a curated record
UGCAGCCACUGGUUCCAUCACCUGAUUGGAGGGACCAGUGGAGAAGGAAGGAAGGAAGGAAGGAAGGAAAGAAGGAAGGAACAGACGGAGAUGGACGCAGCUGAAGACACAGAAAGAAAAAGAUUAAUUAAUUUGAUUUUUUUUUUCAUUAUUUAUUUUGGAGAUUAGUAUGCAAAUGUUUAACCAGCGUUGCGCAACAAGCGACACAAAUCGGCCUGAUCUCGCAGCUCCGCGGACACACAGCGAGUAAACUAGUUGGACAAGAUGUGUGAGACACAAUGACGGAGACUUCUCAGAGACCUGUUAGCGAUUCCACGUACUGACAGCAUUCACGGGACUCCGCACGAGCAGCAGGGGGCCUCACUAUGGAGUUUGCUUGUGAAUUCGUGUACGUGCCGCCAGCGGUGACCCAGCGGGACGCGCGGCGCGCGAUCGCCUGCAAGCGCUCAGCUCUUUUUCCUCCCGUCAAACCGAUGCGUCCCUGCCGCCCCCCCCCUCCUCGUCCAAGAAAGGCCGCCGAAGCAAAAGCUCCAAAGCCGGCCCCACCGGGCCCGAAUGUCACCGCACAGUUGGCAAAGAGCAAGGAAAUGAACAAGGCUGCGACGACCUCCAAAUUCUAUGUAAAAACCGAAACUCCCGAUAAAGCGGCGGCAGAUUCCCCGAAGCAUAAAGCUCCUCCAAGGACAGCCCUCCUACCGCCACACAUGAAGCCUCCGGGGAAAAGCCGGCCCCCUCCUCACAGCCACCUCACCCACGACCCCCCGGGCGAGACCGAUUGGAACCAACGACCCGCGGAGCCGCCGGAGGGCGUGAAGCGGCCCGAGGUGUCAGUCAUCCCGGAUUACCUGACGCUGUUACCGGGGUCGUUCUUGGACGCGUCCCUCGCCGCGGCGUCUACCGGUAAGGAGCCGCUGCCCGGGAACCCAAAUGUGCUCCUCGUCAGUUUACAAAAAUUAAUCUUGGAGGAAACCGUGCAGGCCACACAAUGGGAACCCACCUUUUGCUCCACGUGCGGCUCUGUGACGGACUCCUGCUAUGCCAAUGUGGUUGAGGAGUGUUACUUCUGCCAGCACUCUGAGCUCCCCAGCAUCCCCAGCAUCCCCAGCAUCCCCGGCACCCCCGGCACCCCCGGCAUGCCACAGUGUCCCCAGGACGUCCUCUUCCUGCUGCGUCCCGACGAGGAGCCCGUGUGCGCCGCCGCCGGUCUGCUGCUCUUCUGCAUCGACAUCUCGGGCUCCAUGAGCACCACCUCUCAGGUCACAGAGGGAGGACAGGUCGUACACAAGUCCCGCCUCCAGUUUCUGCUGGAGGCCGUGUCGCGGUGCGUUCAGAGACUCGGCGAGCAGCAGCCGGACAUCCGACUGGGACUCGUCACCUUCAACAGUCUGGUGACGAUGCAUGGAAACGAGAGCUUCGCGUCUCAUUCUCUGAGCAGCGCCGAGUUAAACAACUGCGACUUUCUGAAAGAGACGGCGGCCGGUUUCCCAACUCCACCCCCGCUCUCCCAGAACAUGCAUUACUUACAGAGACAAGUCAUGGGAUUAUGCGACGGAGGCACCACAGCUCUCGGUCCGGCCGCGCUGCUGACGAUUGAGAUCGCCUCCAGACAGCCAGGGUCCAAGGUCAUUAUCUGUACAGAUGGAAAGGCCAACACAGGGUUGGGUGAUCUGGAGCAAGAGGACAAUGACGCUCGCACACUCCUCUCCUCCACCAUAUUCUACCAGGACCUGGGGGACUACGCCGCCAGUCAGGGUGUGACGGUGUCCGUGCUGUCCAUCGAGGGGACGGACUGCAGGCUGGACGAGCUGGGAAGACUCGCCGAGCGCACUGGCGGGACGGUGGUGGUAGCGAGUCCCAAAAGGUUGCACUCCGAGUUCGAAGCCAUCAUUGAGAACAGGGUGAUCGCCACCCAAUGCACCGUCACGUUGCUGCUGCCCCAAUCACUGCACGUGAGAGGAGAGAAGGAGGCGGGACACAAAGGGACCAGAGAGGUGGGCAACGUGGACCCGGACACGGAGAUCACCUUCCAGUUCGGAGCCAGGGAGCAGGACGCGGACGCGCCGGCCACUGGAAACCGGGUCUCCAUCCAGCUGCAGGUCCGGUACAGGCAGAGGAAGGGACAGCCGAUGCUCAGAGUGAUCACCGCAAGCCGAGACGUUACAGAUGACGGCUCGGCGGCGCUGUCCGCUCUCUCCCUCGCCAUCAUCCAGCUCAACUCCUCACAGGCCAGCGCCGCCCUGGCCGUCCGAGGCCGCUUCCUCGACGCCAGGAAGGAAGGAGAGGUGCAGAGGAAGCUGAUCGAGAAGGCGAUGGAGCAUAAUCACAAUGCAGAGGACCAUCUCUACCAAGAAUGGAUUAAAACCAUGGAGCCAAUUUACAAAGACAAAGACAAUGACAUCACCAGGGCCGUCACAGACGCCGGCGCCGCUCUGUUCUACACGAUGAUGCGCAGCAACAGGAAGACCAUAACGCUGAAGAGCAAACAUCAACUCUGAGAGCUCCACAGUUCCACUGCCUGGAAGCAGCUGGUGUCGUGAAGGACGAGGGAAAAAUGCAGAUUUUUAUCAUCCGGCUGAAUAUGUGAAUCAAUAUAGUUCAGAAUAUGAUUGACAGGGGAAUUUCUUAUACAUCAUGUGAUUUUAGGAAUUCUUCUAGAAGUAUAAAACGAGAUCUAGCAGAAUGUAAUUAGCAUUUUCACUUGAACUAGGAAGAAUUUUGGUGCAUUAGAUAUACUCUAUAAUGUGAAACAAAACAAUUGACCACUAAAACCUCGCAC